AACAAAACAGACCUAUCAGGAAAACGAAACAGAAAAGAAAGAAAUUAAAAAUGAGUAAAGCCAGUGCUUAUAUCUAUGUCUCAUUCGCUUCUUCCAUGAAGAAGCCAGUGACAUCUUUGCGUACCAACUCCAUAAGGAAGCCAAAACCAUGAGACCUCCUUCUCCUCAUCAUCCUCAACAACUGCCCCACCAGUCAAACUCCAGCCCAUCACCACCCGAAGACGUCCCGGACCGAACCCGACCCACACCAGCCCCGCUAAUGGCCCCACUGCCCACUGGGGGCCAGCGGAAGAAGAGCUCCAAGGGAACGACCGGCGUCCGGGCCUGGCUGCUAAUGGACUCCGGCGGGAAAACCCAAGUAGUGGAAGCGGGUAAACACGUCAUCAUGCGCCGGACGGGUCUACCCGCCCGGGACCUCCGGAUCCUCGACCCGGUUCUCAUGUACCCGUCGACGGUUCUGGGUCGAGAGAGAGCCAUUGUGAUCAACCUGGAGCACAUCAAGGCCAUCGUCACCGCCCAUGAGGUCCUCUUGGUCAAGUCCGCCGACCCUUCUGUCAGUCCCUUCGUUGACGAGCUUCAGCGCAGGCUAAUCAGCCAUAACCAAGCAACCACAGCAGCUCUGGAGGGGAAUGAAGAAGAUGGGUCGAAGUCAAACUGGACCAGGCUGCAUGAUUUGGGAGAGUCACAGUCGAGAGGUGAGAGCCGUGAGAAUUCCCCAAAAGGGUUUUCUGAUCAGUUUGAUGAACAGGGUCGAGUUGAGAAGAAUCAAUUGUAUGGAUCAAAGGUUCUUCCUUUUGAGUUUGUUGCAUUGGAGGCUUGCCUUGAAUCUGCUUGCAGUUGCUUAGAAAAUGAGGCAAAGAGAUUGGAGGAAGAAGCUUAUCCAGCUUUGGAUAAGCUGAGUUCAAAGAUAAGUACUCUCAAUCUGGAACGUGUCCGCCAGAUCAAAAGUCGCUUGGUUGCUAUAACCGGACGUGUUCAGAAGGUGAGGGAUGAAUUAGAACAUUUGCUAGAUGAUGAUGAAGAUAUGGCCGAGAUGUAUUUGACUGAAAAGUCUGUUGAGCGAGACUUAGAAAUUAAUUCUUCUGCAUCUUCAUCCAUGAACGAGCCGAUUCUGUGCGAUGAAAUGGAUGAUGAAAUUGUUCAAGCAGACAUGGAAAUCGACAGGGACGCCCAAAUUGGUACAACUACUACUAAUACAAGCAAGCAGCUUGAUGUGCAGGAGCUUGAAAUGCUUUUGGAGGCAUACUUUGUCCAAAUUGAUGGCAUACUAAACAAGCUAUCCACGCUGAGGGAGUAUGUGGACGACACAGAGGACUACAUAAACAUAAUGCUGGAUGACAAACAGAACCAACUGCUGCAGAUGGGGGUGGUGCUGUCCACAGCAACCCUUGUGGUGAGUGCCUUAAUCGUUGUGGCUGGAGUCUUCGGGAUGAACGUAAGAAUAGCACUCUUCAAGGAAUCAACCAAAAUUGGGAUGCCAAAGUUUUUGUGGACUGUUGGGGGAGGUUCCAUUGGGAGCAUUGUCUUAUUCGUCAUCGCUAUUGCCUGGUAUAAGCAUUCACGCUUGCUGGAUUAAUUUAUGUGCUAAUUAAAAGUUAAAUAAUGUAUUUAUUAAGUAUAUCUAAUGUAUUUAUAAAUUACUGAUGUGAUCAUGUGGCUUUAUAAUAUUCUACAUUAUGUGGAAAGUG
Molecule: messenger RNA, 1688 nt
Organism: Prunus avium (sweet cherry)
Lineage: Eukaryota; Viridiplantae; Streptophyta; Magnoliopsida; Rosales; Rosaceae
Product: magnesium transporter MRS2-3-like
Biological process (GO): magnesium ion transport
Molecular function (GO): magnesium ion transmembrane transporter activity
Source: RefSeq, a predicted model, not a curated record